AUGACUGUCAUAUUACAUUUAAGAGCUGAAACCAAGCCACUAGAAGCAAGAGCCGCCUUGACACCCACUACGGUCAAGCAUUUAAUUUCUAAAGGUUUCAAAAUUUACGUCGAAGAUAGUCCUCAAUCAAUUUUUCACAUUGAUGAGUACAAGAAAGCUGGUGCCAUCAUAGUCCCAGCAGGUUCAUGGAUUUCUGCUCCACGUGAUAGAAUCAUCAUAGGUUUAAAGGAAAUGCCAGAAGAGGAUAAAUUCCCAUUGGUUCAUGAACAUAUCCAAUUUGCUCAUUGUUACAAGAAUCAAGCUGGUUGGAAAGACGUCCUAACUAGAUUCAUUAACGGUAAUGGUACCCUUUAUGAUUUAGAAUUUUUGGAAAAUGACGAAGGUAGAAGAGUUGCUGCUUUUGGGUUCUAUGCUGGGUUUGCUGGUGCCGCUUUAGGUGUCAGGGAUUGGGCCUUCAAGAACACUCAUCCUGAUUCCGAAGAUUUACCUGCUGUCUCUCCAUAUCCAAAUGAAAAGGCUCUUAUCAAGGAUGUCGUUAAGGAUUAUAAAGCUGCUUUGAAAAGAGGUGCUAAAACACCAAAGGUUUUAAUUAUCGGUGCCCUCGGUAGAUGUGGUUCUGGUGCCAUUGAUUUAUUAAGAAAAGUGGGUGUCCCAGAAGAAAAUAUUAUUAAGUGGGACAUGAAGGAAACCGCUCGUGGCGGUCCAUUCCCUGAAAUUGCUGCAGCAGACAUUUUCAUAAAUUGUAUCUAUCUAUCUAAACCAAUUGCACCAUUUAUCAACUUCGAUCUAUUGAAUAGGAGUACUAGAAGACUAAGAACUGUAGUAGAUGUCUCUGCUGAUACAACAAAUCCACAUAACCCAAUCCCAAUUUACGAUAUAGCGACAGUUUUCAAUAAACCAACUGUAUUGGUACCUACUAAAGCUGGUCCAAAAUUAUCGGUCAUUUCUAUCGAUCAUUUGCCAUCAUUACUACCUAGAGAAGCAUCUGAAUUCUUUGCUAGAGAUUUAUUACCAUCUUUAGAACAGUUACCAGAAAGAUACACAGCUCCUGUUUGGGUCAAAGCUGAAAAAUUAUUCAAUAGACACUGUGCUCGUGUUUACAGGUCUUCUAAAUUAUAG
Molecule: messenger RNA, 1119 nt
Organism: Naumovozyma dairenensis CBS 421
Lineage: Eukaryota; Fungi; Ascomycota; Saccharomycetes; Saccharomycetales; Saccharomycetaceae
Gene: LYS1
Product: saccharopine dehydrogenase (NAD+, L-lysine-forming)
Exons: 1
Coding region: 1-1119 (372 amino acids)
Cellular component (GO): cytoplasm
Molecular function (GO): saccharopine dehydrogenase (NAD+, L-lysine-forming) activity
Source: RefSeq, a predicted model, not a curated record